AUAUUAUUGUUCGUAAACAACUUUGGUUCAGGUGUUUUUCAUUUAAUUUCUAUCGGUUUUAAGACAAUAUUUUAAUACAAAUGUCGUCCAACAACUAUGCCAAGUUAUUCAAUGUCGACCAUUGCUGUUAUUAAAAAACAUAACCUUCAAAGUUACACACUUAAUUCUUUAGAUUUUUAGUUUUGUGAUAAAAGUGGAGACCAAUCUUAUAAUCAUGUAGAUUGUGAUAUUCAGCGAAGUGAUAGUUGGGUGUUAUUUUUAAGUCAAAUAAUUUUUAUUUAUGUCGUAUUUUGUGUAAUUAACUAACGCAAAAAUGUCGAUUGUGGCGAUGCAACAGUUUGUCGCGGGGCUGAAGUCUCGGCACGCAGAUGUCCGCAACAAGGCUGCCCAUGAUCUGUCUGUGUAUGUAAAGACAGAAAUGAGGGAGGCAACAGCCGAUGAGAUAAAUGUGUUCCUGGAUGAAUUCAAUCAUAAUAUAUUUGAAAUGGUCUCUGCAAAUGAUGUAAACGAGAAGAAAGGAGGCAUUUUAGCAAUAGUGUGUUUAAUUGGAGCUGAUGUAGGCAAUAUGACAACACGUAUUUCACGUUUCGCCAAUUAUUUGAGGAAUCUGUUGCCUUGCAAUGACAUAAGUGUUAUGGAGAGUGUGGCAAACACUAUGGGUAGAUUAGCUUUAGUCUCAGGUUCAAAGGCUACAGAGUAUGUGGAGUUUGAGGUGAAAAGAGCAUUUGAAUGGCUUGGAGGUGAUAGGCAAGAAGGUAAAAGACAUGCAGCAGUGUUGGUGUUAAGGGAGUUAGCACAGACAAUGCCUACAUACUUCUAUCAACAAGUGUCACCCUUCUUUGAUUUGAUAUUCCAUGCUGUCCAAGAUCCUAAACCUGUAAUAAGAGAAGGCGCAGUGGAUGCGUUAAGAGCAGCUCUGGUUGUAACAGCUCAAAGAGAAUCAACCAAACAAACGCAACAUCCGCAAUGGUACAAGUUAUGUUUUACCGAAACCACGAAAUUGCUAAAUGUGGAAAAGAAUGAUAAAACCAGGGAUGACCGAGUUCACGGCGCGUUACUUGUCCUGAACGAGUUGGUCAGAUGUUCGAACGCCGAAUGGGAACGCAAAUAUACAGGUUUAAUUGAAAGCAUGGAGAGCGUCCAUGAUCGAAAUAUUUACACAAAGCCAAAGUUUGGUUUUGCUAAGCGGAAUCCGCAAUAUCAAAAUGAUGGCAAGGGAAGUAUUUUACCAGUUGUGACGGAAUCUGCAGAAUGUCGCCAGUUAAUUUCUGAAAAUUACGACUACAUUUGUUUGGACGUACUAACACAACGCACCUCCCGUUAUACUUAUACGCAGCAGGUUUUAAUUGCCAUUUUACCUCGCUUGGCCGCUUUUAACAAGGAAAUGUUUAUAGAAAAACAUUUACCAAUUGCAAUGAACUAUCUGCUAGUGAAUUUAAAAAACAGAGAGAAAGAAAGGGGAGCUACAUUCAUAACGAUCGGAUUGAUUGCUGUAGCUGUCGGCGAUGCUAUUAGACCAUACUUUUCAAAAAUCAUGGAAGCUAUCAGAAUGUCGCUUCCUAAUAGAGAAACGCCCACCAAGAAACGUAUAGCAAUCGAUGCCAGCGUCUUUAAAUGUAUUUCAUUCUUGGGAUAUGCUUUAACUAGUUCUAUUCAUAAAGAUAUCCAAGAUAUUUUAGAACAAAUGUUUCAAACUGGAUUAACAUCAUCACUGACCGUCUGCUUGAGGGAAUUAGCCAGAUUAAUACCAGAAUUGAAACCUCAGAUAAAUGUGGGACUAUUAAAGAUGCUUUCACAUAUUCUGAUGAACAAACCUCUGAUGCAUCCGGGAAUGCCGCGGCAAAUGAAUACACCUAAUCUAGGCAUGGGCGACAGUUGUGAUAUUCCUAGCACUGUAUUGGCUUUGCACACUUUAGGAAAUUUUGAUUUCGAGGGUCAGAGUUUGUUAGAUUUUGUGAAACGAUGCGCCGAUUUUUAUAUAUUGCACGAACACCAGGAGAUUCGCUUGGAAGCUGUACGAACAUGCUCCAGGUUAUUGAAGCAAACUGUAAUCGAAGAGAAGACCACGAUGGUCAAUGAUACAGUGGCAGGAGUUUUAAACAAAUUGUUGGUCGUUGGUAUGACUGAUACAGAUCCAGACGUAAGAUUUUGGGUUCUAUAUUCAUUAGACAAUACUUUUGAUAGUCAUUUAUCUCAAGCAGAAUCGUUGAGCGCAUUAUUCGUUGCACUUCACGACGAAGUGUUUGAAAUUAGGGAAGUUGCUCUUUGCACGAUCGGUAGAUUAAGUGCAAUGAAUCCUGCAUACGUUAUGCCUUCGUUGAGAAAGAUACUUGUACAGUUGUUGACGGAAUUGGAGCAUUCUGGUACAGGCAGGAACAAAGAACAAGGUGCUAAAAUGUUGGAUUAUUUAAUCGUCAGCGCUCCCAGACUAAUCCGCCCGUACAUGGAACCAAUGUUAAAAGUCUUAGUGCCUAAAUUGCGCGAUCCAGAGCCAUAUCCAGGUGUAGUUUUAGCAGUACUCUUGGCUCUUGGUGAUUUAGCAGAAGUAACUGGAGGCGGAGUGGAACUUCAGUUGUGGAUGCAAGAAUUAAUGUCGAUAUUAUUGGAAAUGCUAGGCGAUGCUUCUGCUCCGGAGAAAAGGGGAGCAGCUCUUUAUACAUUGGGACAGUUGGUUGGAGCUACCGGACACGUGGUUAAACCAUAUAACCAGUAUCCAAUACUGUUAGACGUGCUGAUCAACUUUUUAAAAACGGAACAACUGUUGUUCAUCCGUCGUGAAACAAUACGUGUCUUAGGAUUAUUGGGUGCUUUGGACCCUUACAAACACAAAAUGAAUAGAGGUCAAAUCGACUAUCAACCAGAAUCUCCAGUUCUUAUACCUCUUACAGAUAAGGAUGACGAUGGCAAUGCAGAUUUAACAUCUAGCGAAAUGCUAGUAAAUAUGAGCUCAAACACGUUAGAAGAGUACUAUCUGGCAAUGGCAAUCGCAACGCUAAUGAAAAUCAUUAGAGAUCCAACGUUAUCGCAACAUCAUACCAUGGUUGUUCAAGCUGUCACAUUUAUAUUUAAAAGUCUGGGUAUCAAAUGCGUACCUUACAUUUCGCAGGUUCUGCCGAGUUACCUGAAUGUAGUACGAACUGCAGACAUAAAUUUCCGUGAAUUCUUGUUCCAACAAUUAGCUCAUUUAAUUUCCAUCGUAAAGCAGCAUAUUCGUAAUUAUCUUGAUGAUAUUUGUCUGCUCAUAAAAGAAUUCUGGACACCGUCGAGUACCAUUCAAACAACGCUUAUAUUGUUAAUUGAACACAUUGCUGUUGCACUGGGGGCGGAAUUUAAGCUGUACCUACCAAAGUUGAUGCCGCAAAUAUUGCGCGUUCUUAAUCAUGACCAAUCCAAAGAUCGAGUUGUAACAUUAAAAUUAUUAGGGGCAUUAUAUAAAUUUGGAAAUAAUCUGGAUAAUUAUAUGCAUUUAAUUUUACCGCCCCUCGUGAGGUUGUUUGAUGCUCCCGAUUGUCCAACUAACGUAUCGAAGCAGGCACUUGAAACUGUAACACAACUCGCCGAGAUUUUGGAUUUUAGCGAUUUCAUUUCGCGUAUAGUGCAUCCAUUGGUUCGGACUAUGGACAUGAAUGCGGAAUUAAGAGGCGUUGCUAUGGAAACACUAUGUUCAUUGGUGGUGCAGCUUGGAAGAAAGUUUAAAAUAUUUGUACCGCUCGUGAAAAGAAUUAUUAUUAAACAUAAAAUACACAAUUGUUUAUACGACAUGCUUAUUAGCAAAAUUACAAGCGACACGACGUUAGCAGACGACUCGGACUUCUCGUUGGUUAAAAUGAAGAUAAAAGUUAAAAAUAGGGAGGCGAAUGUUUGCACUAUGGAUUCAACUAUGAUACAGCGUUUGAAAGUUUCUGCCAAAAAUUUGGAGCAAGCAUGGACUGCAACGCGUCGCGUUUCCAAAGACGAUUGGCUUGAAUGGUCUCGGCGAUUAAGUAUAGAAUUACUGAAGCAAUCUCCUAUUCCGGCUUUGCGUUCUUGCUUAUCGUUAGCCCAAUCGUAUCCACAGUUACCCAAAGACUUAUUCAAUGCAGCGUUUGUUAGUUGUUGGACUGAGUUAAGCGAAGGAAUGCAGAAGGAGUUGAUUAAAAGUCUGGAGCAGGCGUUGCUGGUUGCUGAUAUCCCGGAAAUAACGCAAACUAUUCUGAACUUGGCGGAGUUCAUGGAGCACUGUGAUAGAGGACCGUUACCUAUCGAUGCAAAAUUAUUGGGCGAGAAAGCGAUGCACUGCAGGGCUUACGCAAAAGCGUUACAUUACAAGGAGGAGGAAUUCCAACGCGGCGAGAACAGUCAUAACAGUCAAGUUGUGGAGGCUUUAAUUUCAAUCAAUAAUAAAUUGCAGCAGAAGGAAGCGGCCGAAGGUUUACUGCAAUACGUAAUGCAAUUUAGUCCCGAUCGUCCUUUACAAGUGAGGUGGUAUGAAAAAUUACAUAAUUGGGACAAGGCGUUGAGUCUGUAUACAGAACGAUUGAAAGCAGAUUACAAUGAUUACGAUGCUUGCUUGGGACAAAUGCGCUGCUUAGAAUCGUUGGGAGAAUGGGAAAAUUUACAUAAACUGGUAGAAGAAAGGUUUGAUGGCUUGGAGGCGGAUAAGAAACAAAAGGCGGGUCGGUUGGCGGCUGCGUCUGCAUGGGGCAUGAAGCAUUGGGUUUCAAUGGAGAGGUACGUGAAGGUGAUACCGCGCGAUACACAGGAUGGAGCUUUCUACAGAGCAAUUCUGUCCAUACACAAGGAACACUAUGAUGAAGCACAGAGGUACAUAGACAUGGCUCGUGAUUUAAUCGACACAGAAUUAACGGCCAUGGCAGGUGAAUCGUAUGAAAGAGCUUACAACGCUAUGGUUGUUGUUCAAAUGCUUGCUGAGCUUGAAGAAGUCAUACAAUACAGAUUGAUACCUGAAAGAAGACCAACCUUAAAAGCUAUGUGGUGGCAAAGAUUGCAAUCCGGACAGAGACUUGUUGAAGACUGGCAGAGGAUUAUUCAAGUGCAUUCGUUAGUUUUAACUCCCAAAGAAGAUAUGCACACGUGGCUUAAAUACGCAUCACUUUGCAGGAAAAGUGGUUCAUUGAUGUUGUCUCAUAAAACAUUGGUGAUGUUGCUUGGCUAUGAUCCAAGUAUGCAUGAGGAGAUUCAACUACCUUACAAUCAACCUCAGGUAUCGUUUGCAUAUACCAAACACAUGUGGAUGGCAGGCGAAACAGUUUUGGCUUAUAAACAAUUGGAAACGUUCCUGAAAUCAUACUAUCCAGACAAUACCAAAGGAGACAUUGUCCAUCACGAGGACAGACAAAGGUUGCUUGCACGCUGUUAUUUAAAAUUGGGUGAUUGGCAGAAAAUAUUGGACGGUGUCACGGAAAAGUCUAUACCUUCAAUGUUGCAAAGGUACAAAGAUGCUACUGAACAUGACAAAACUUGGUACAAAGCAUGGCAUUCGUGGGCUUACAUGAACUUUGAAACGGUUCUAUUUUAUAAGAAUAAAGCUGAGAUUAAUAAGAGCACGGAUUAUAUAAUUUAUAUAGUUCGAGCUGUUCAAGGUUUUUUCAAAUCGAUAAACCUUUCAAAGGGAAGUUCAUUGCAAGACACUCUGCGUUUAUUGACCUUGUGGUUCGACUAUGGACAAAUUAACGAAGUUUAUGAUGCCAUCACUGAUGGGUUAAGAACUAUUGAAAAAAAUACUUGGUUACAAGUAAUUCCACAACUAAUUGCGCGGAUUGAUUCGACUACUUUAGUCUCGCGUUUAAUCCACGAAUUGCUUAUAGACAUUGGAAAAACGCAUCCGCAGGCUCUUAUAUACCCAUUAACUGUAGCAUCGAAAAGUACAUCGAUGGUCAGGCAAAAUGCUGCAAAUAAAAUUUUGAAAUCUAUGAGUGAGAAUGGUCCUACUUUAGUUCAACAAGCUAUAACUGUUUCGGAAGAACUUAUUCGCGUGGCGAUUCUAUGGCACGAAAUGUGGCAUGAAGGACUCGAGGAAGCUUCCAGAUUAUAUUUUGGAGAAAACAAUAUUGACGGUAUGUUCAAAGUUUUGGAUCCACUACAUGCGCGUUUAGCUUGCGGGCCGCAAACACUUAAAGAAAUAAGUUUUACACAAGCUUAUGGCAGGGAUCUAGUUGAAGCGCAAGAUUAUUGUCAACGAUUUAAGACUAACAAAACUAAACGAGAUUUGAAUCACGCCUGGGAUUUGUACUAUCACGUGUUUAGAAGGAUAACAAGACAAUUGCCACAGUUGACGUCCUUAGAAUUGCAGUACGUUUCUCCGAAACUGCUGACUUGCAGGGAUUUGGAACUGGCUAUUCCUGGUAGUUAUUGUCCAGGACAAGCUAUAGUUAGAAUUUCUCACAUACAAAGUUCCUUAGAGGUAAUCACGUCAAAACAAAGGCCAAGAAAAUUGUCCAUAAGGGGAAGCAAUGGGAAAGAUUAUAUGUUUUUGUUGAAAGGUCAUGAAGAUCUGAGACAAGACGAGCGUGUCAUGCAAAUAUUUGGAUUGGUUAACACCUUAUUGCUGAAAGAUCCCGAUACAUUCAGACGAAAUCUAACAAUUCAACGUUAUGCUGUGAUUCCUUUGAGUACGAAUUCUGGUUUGAUCGGUUGGGUUCCUCAUUGCGAUACUCUGCACACUCUUAUUAGGGACUACAGAGAGAAGAAAAAGAUACUGCUAAAUAUAGAGCAUAGGAUAAUGUUGAGAAUGGCUCCGGAUUACGAUCAUUUGACAGUAAUGCAGAAGGUGGAGGUAUUUGAACAUGCGUUGGAACAUACGCAUGGUGAUGAUUUGGCUAAACUACUAUGGCUUAAAAGUCCUUCAUCUGAAGUGUGGUUUGAUAGAAGAACGAAUUAUACUAGAUCAUUGGCUGUAAUGUCAAUGGUCGGUUAUAUUUUGGGUCUCGGGGAUCGUCAUCCAUCGAAUCUUAUGUUGGAUCGAUUAAGCGGGAAAAUAUUGCAUAUAGAUUUUGGUGACUGUUUCGAGGUGGCAAUGACCAGGGAGAAAUUCCCAGAGAAAAUUCCGUUCAGAUUAACGAGAAUGUUGAUCAACGCUAUGGAAGUAACCGGAAUCGAUGGCACCUACAGACGAACAUGCGAGAGUGUUAUGUCCGUGCUCCAUAGGAAUCGUGACAGCGUUAUGGCAGUUUUAGAAGCCUUCGUUUACGAUCCUUUAUUGAACUGGAGACUUGUCGAUACUGCAGCUAGGAAUAACAAAUCUACGAACGAUGUUAGCAUGUCAGGUACAGGUCCGUCAUCUCAAGACCAGGACUCCUCAUUGAGCAUAAAUAUGUCCAGAAAGGGUGCAAAUAUCAUUGAUGGUUUAGUCGAUAGCUCGCAGCAAUAUGAGGCGGUCAAUGAGAAGGCGGUGGCAAUUAUAAAUAGAGUUAGGGACAAAUUAACAGGGAAAGAUUUCAUAAGGGAUGGCACCUCUACCGUUAAUUCGCAAGUCAAUCAGCUUAUUAUUCAAGCAACAGAUAAUGAGAACCUGUGCCAGUGUUAUAUAGGCUGGUGUCCAUUCUGGUAAACAAAAAUGUACUUUUCUUUCUGUUUUAUUAUAAUUUUUCCUUUCUUUUUUGUUAGUCACCUAAGUUAU
This is a messenger RNA of Nicrophorus vespilloides, 7618 nucleotides long. RefSeq names its product target of rapamycin (gene Tor). The transcript has 8 exons. Gene Ontology annotation, molecular function: protein-containing complex binding; protein serine/threonine kinase activity; protein binding. Gene Ontology annotation, cellular component: nucleus; TORC2 complex; TORC1 complex. Lineage: Eukaryota; Metazoa; Arthropoda; Insecta; Coleoptera; Silphidae. Bases 314 to 7549 code for a protein of 2411 amino acids. The record is from RefSeq and is a predicted model, not a curated record. Gene Ontology annotation, biological process: TOR signaling; negative regulation of macroautophagy; protein phosphorylation.